GGGGAAUGCGCCAUUUUGAAAAUUUCUUGUCCAAAGCGGAGGGGGAUUGAAUGCAAUUUGUGAAUAUUGUACUUUUAAUAUUUAAAAAUCAUUUGUUAGACAUAUUUCUCGCUCAUCACAAAAGGUUUUUUAAACAAUUAUGUCAGGAAAUGGAGAGAUACAGUGGUGUUUUUCUCAGGUCAAAGGGACAUCAGAUGACGAUGUAACUGAAGCUGAUAUCGUAUCCUGUGUGGAAUUCAACCACAGUGGAGAACUGCUUGCUACUGGGGAUAAAGGAGGAAGGGUUGUAAUUUUUCAGCGAGAUCCAGAGUCUAAACAGGCAUUGCCAAGGAGAGGUGAAUACAAUGUUUAUAGUACCUUCCAAAGCCAUGAAGCUGAAUUUGAUUAUCUGAAAAGUCUAGAGAUUGAGGAAAAGAUUAACAAGAUAAGGUGGCUUAAACGUAAAAAUCCUGCUCAUUUUCUGCUUUCAACAAAUGAUAAAACCAUCAAGCUGUGGAAAGUAUCUGAAAGAGACAAGACAAUUGAUGGGUACAACCUGAAAGAUGGAAAUGGACAGAUGAAAGAUCCCUCAUCUAUCACCACACUACAUAUACCAGUAGUAAAACCUAUGGAGCUAAUGGUAGAAGCUAGUCCCAGGAGGAUAUUUGCAAAUGCUCACUCAUACCACAUCAAUUCCAUUUCAGUGAACAGUGACCAAGAAACUUACCUCUCAGCUGAUGACUUGAGGAUUAAUUUGUGGCAUUUAGAAAUUACAGACCAAAGCUUUAAUAUUGUUGAUAUUAAGCCCACAAACAUGGAAGAACUAACUGAAGUCAUCACUGCAGCAGAAUUCCACCCUUCCCAGUGUAAUGUAUUUGUGUACAGUAGUAGUAAAGGAACUAUUAGGUUGUGUGACAUGAGAUCAUCAGCUCUUUGUGACCACCAUACAAAAUUGUUUGAAGAACCAGAAGAUCCCACAAGUAGGAGUUUCUUCUCAGAAAUAAUAUCUAGUAUAUCAGAUGUGAAGUUUAGUAAUAAUGGACGGUACAUGAUUUCCAGGGACUAUUUAUCUGUGAAAGUGUGGGACUUGAACAUGGACACUAAGCCUGUUGAAUGUUAUCAUGUGCAUGAAUAUCUAAGGUCCAAGCUGUGUAGUUUAUAUGAAAAUGAUUGUAUCUUUGACAAAUUUGAGUGUUGUUGGAAUGGAACAGACAGCUGUUUAAUCACAGGAUCAUAUAAUAACUUCUUUCGGGUUUUUGACCGCAACACCAGGCGUGAUGUAACAUUAGAAGCUUCUAGAGAUAUAGCCAAAGCUAGGACAGUACUCAGGCCAAGAAAGGUUGGCACGGGUGGGAAAAGAAAGAAAGAUGAAAUAGGUGUAGACUGUUUAGAUUUUAGCCGAAAAAUUCUGCACACAGCGUGGCACCCUCAAGAAAACAUCAUUGCUGUAGCAGCAACCAAUAACUUAUACAUCUUUCAAGAGAAGCUGUAGUUAUUAUAUCAGUUUAGUAUUAAUUUUAUAAGUGGCCACAGAUUGUUGGGGUGGAUGUACUGCCAGAUAUUUGUAUUAACUAAUAAAAUGAGAGCUAGAGUCUGAAGUUCCUGAAGUUGAUCAAACUAUGUAUUAUUGAGCCAUAUUAAAUGUAAUGGUGGACUCUGCUGGACAAAUAUUCAGAAUAAGGAAACUUUGUAAUUUAACUUCAUCUGGCUGUGCCGUAUGCUAUGUUAGUUAUUCGUCACUUACCCUUCGUGCAUUGUGCCUUCUUCCUGAGCUGCUGUACUACACUGUCCAUCAUUGACCAUUGUCUAGUUAGGUUAUCACUGGUUGCCAGAUGUAUGUAGUUAUUUGUGUGUAUUUUUUUCUCCUAUGACUUGUGUGAUGCCUGCUAAAUUGUUGUUACUCAUGAAAGAAUAUAUUAGUUACUUACUAAGUUUAAAAAAUUGGGAAUAACUGCUCAACAUGCCCUGUGAGGAAGAAAUUAAAAGGCAUGAGCUUCCUUUUCUUUCUUUUUUUUUCCAGUAUGCUGUUUGGUGCUCUCUAUUUAGUGAAAUAUGGCAUUUUUCAUUUCCUAGUAUCUGUUUUUUUGCCAUAAUUCAUUUCAUUGCUUAGAACAUGUAUGUUGUGUUGAGUUCACAUCAAGAGAGCCAAAUGAGAAUAAAUAUUUAGAUAUGUAAUAGUAACAAGUUGUAUAUUAAAAUAAAAUGUGAAUUUGAUUUUAAAAUGUUUAAUUUUGUUUUAGUAGCAAAAAUGAAACAAUUAUUAUACUUUUUUUAUAAAUGAAUUAACAUAUUGAUUUUUUUUCAUCAAUAAUUUUUGUUGUGAAAGUCUUCCAUAGUGACUUCAUCUUUAUACAUUAAUUUCAUAAAAUGUCAGUAUUAAUUGGGCUGCAUCAUAUUUUUGUUCAGAGCUGCCUGAAAUGUUACUGUUAGGCUGUUCAUAAUUUAGUAGUAAGAUUAAAUAUGAGAAUGUUUAGGAAGGCUUAAUUUUUUUUAAAUAUUAAAUAUCUUCCUAUAAGUUGUAAUUUAUAUUAAAAUGCAUAAAGACUGAAAGUUUCUAUACAGGAUUAAUCAUGAAAUAACUAAACUGAUUUAAGAAUGUUUUUGUGAAGACUGAUAAUUAUGAUAACAUCAGGCAAAAAGUCCAGUAAUUUCUACAUUUCACAUUUUAUGCCCAAUGAAAUGCUAACAGAUUAGAUUUAUACUUAGUAAGGAGGUUUUCUGAUACAUCUUAAGUAAUGGAAUUAACUGAAGUAGAAUGAGUCAAAAUAUUCCUCAUAAUUUGCUCAGGACAACAGAAUCUAAUAUGAUUUAUGCUGUAGUUUAAGAAAAUCCUGUAGGAGAAUGCCCACUGUGUUGGUGUUGAGACCACGUUUCUGAAAGGGGUAAUACUUGUAUACGUGAAUAAACAACAGUGGUUGACAUUGUUCAGCAUCCUGUACAAAUACAUUCUUGUAUUAAACAAGAAAGUCUUAAUAAAGGAAAAGAGUGCUCAAAGUAAAAAGUCAUGUGUCUUCUUGCUUCAUGCUUAAAUUGAUUUUUAAAUACUUUAAUAAUUUGAAAGAGAAACUUUCCCCACAAUUUUGGCAACUUUCCUAUUUAAGGUUGUGAUAAUCAAAGGUUUUAAGUGGUAUCUUUUAAAUAAACAUAUUCUUGGAUUGCAUGACAUGCUUUAAUUUAAAACUUUUUUUCAUUGUACAGAAUAUGUUUGAACAUAAAAAAUAUUGCAUUUGAAGUGACUGAUUUUUUUAUGUAUUUAUAAGCUUUCAUAGAUGUUUUAGGCCUACAAGAACAGUCAGUUUAUUUGCUUAAUUUGCAUACAGUUAUUACAUUUACUACAUAAGGUCACAUACACAAAUAUUGUAGUUGAGUUACUGUAAUGAAAAUUAAAUUUCCAAUGAAAGUGCUAAGUAAACAGAAAAUUCUUUCUCUUUGAAAGUUCAUAAGUGGACAAACAUAUUUUCUGAACUGGUUUUGAUGAUUUAGUCUUAUUUCCAUGUAUCUUCAUCAAGAGUGUGGGUAGAAACGUUUUACCCCCAGUUUCAACAACGUGUCCAUUACUUUAAACAAUUCUUACAGGUUCUAUAUUCACAUAAACUACCAUUAAAAUUGAUACACCUACAUACUGAAGUUACUACAUUUACAAACAGGAACAUUGAUUUUUCAUGUAUUACAUUAACCUUAAAUUGAAGUUUAUUUUAGUUAAAAUUGCUCAGUACAACAGUCUUUCAAAACUAGAUAUUUUACCGUUUACCUAUUAUUCAACAAACGUAAAUAUGUAAUUGAGGAAAUGCCGCAGAGAGAGAAGGUUUUGGGGAAAAUGUACCUCGUAGGUGUUUUCUCGACUAAUCCCAUGCUAUAGACGCGAUCCUCAAUAGAGGAGAAAGGGGAUUUUUAACUGAUAUGGUGUUGGUAAAAAACUUGGUUAACCUCGGAGCAUUGGAAUAGAUCCGAGUAAUAACAUAAGGUUUUUCAAAAUAUUUAUUACAUAGUAGUACAGUAUGCUUGAGUAAUGAGUUCUUGAAAGAAAGAGACUGGACAAUGUAGAUUAAAAAUAAACACUGUAUAUUUAUUUACAAACACGGUGAGUAUACUACUUCUCUCAUAUAUUUGGGGCAAUUGCUUCUACUGGAUAAGUUGUCUUCAACUGAUCAUCUGUUAGACUGAUUAAACUUUCCUUACUUCGCCGGUAAUGUCAGAUUUACCCAGAAUGACUGGUCGUUUUCUUAAAGCAUAGGGGAAACCGUAACUUCGAGAUACCCUCGGAAUUAUCAUUUAAAAGCACUAGCUGUUGCCCCCUCAGUGGCACAGAGGUAUGUCUGCGGAUUUACAACACUAGACACAGGGUUUCGAUACCAGUGAUGGGCAGAGCACAGAUAGCCCAUUGUGUAGCUUUGUGCUUAAUUACAAAUAAACAAACAAAAGCAUCUUGUAUGUAUAGAAUAUAUAACAAAACGUACAGUAUUAUAGGCAGCUAGAACGACUUUCUUGACCAUGUAUGUAAAAACCUACACAUACUCAAAGUAAUUGAUAAAUUCUGAAUAAAUGCAAUAGUUCUACAAGAAAGUAUAAAUGCAUGGUAUAUUUACCACACUACUAAGUUAUAGCAACAUGCUAGUUAUAGCUUGCAAAUAUAGUGCCCUGUUCUAAGACACUUAUUAUGCUGAUAAGUAAUUGGCUAGUGCAGUCGAACAACUAAUGAACUGAAAUUUGAGUUGAAACUCAAGAUAAAAGAAAUGUUGAUGUUACAUGGUAGAAAAGUUAGAUAUUCCAAGCUGUACUUUUCUAACUUACGUAAAGAUUGUAGUUUACAUACAGCGUUUUCAAAGUGAAGUUUCGAUAACUAAUAUUUUAUAAUAUUUGAAUAUCUCUCCGACUCGUUUUUCUUAAAAGCAAUUUGAACACUAGUGAAUUUUUAUAUCAAAGAUUUUAUAUACUAAAGGUGUAGUACAACAUUUUGUUUGAUUCCUUGCACGUGCUUAAUUCUUUUAUUCCGUUUAUGUAUUAUUUGGUGAUAAAGUUAAGAGUCUGUACACCAAGACAUUGACCCUAUAUAAUAAAUUAUGUAAAAAAUAAAUGAUUGUUUAUAGUUUUUUGGCAUACUUCUAGUUUGGGGGAUCUUUUUUUUUCUUCUUCUUCCAUCAUAUUUCUUAAUAGUCUAUGAGCCAAAUAGAUUGUUCGUUAAUAUUUGGGCGGAAAAAGGCUAUGAUAUCUUUUUAGAAAACUAGCGAUCUGUACUUUAUGGUGCUGUGUAUUUGACACCUUAAAAAAAAGGUAUCUGUUAGAAUUUAUAACGUUACCAUGGCAACAAAGUCAUGUUUUAAGAAGAAAUUUCUUAAUAACUUAAAAACCUUUAAAAUAACAACUACAUCAAAUACAGUAAUAAGGAAAAUAUCCACAUCUAUGUUGUUUGAUAUGGGCAAUUCAUUGUUGGUAUGAUCUUUAUGUCAUGGUCAAGUCAAUAAACUAUUUUAUUAUUUGCA
Messenger RNA from Limulus polyphemus (Atlantic horseshoe crab), 5459 nucleotides. Its product is annotated as protein phosphatase PP2A 55 kDa regulatory subunit-like. The transcript has 10 exons. Gene Ontology annotation, molecular function: protein binding; protein phosphatase regulator activity. The coding region runs from base 140 to 1471 and encodes 443 amino acids. Gene Ontology annotation, biological process: peptidyl-serine dephosphorylation. NCBI's taxonomy places the organism in Eukaryota, Metazoa, Arthropoda, Merostomata, Xiphosura, Limulidae. Gene Ontology annotation, cellular component: cytosol; protein phosphatase type 2A complex. The record is from RefSeq and is a predicted model, not a curated record.